Messenger RNA from Osmerus eperlanus (European smelt), 1880 nucleotides. RefSeq names its product tropomyosin 1 (alpha) (gene tpm1). The record is from RefSeq and is a predicted model, not a curated record. The transcript has 9 exons. Gene Ontology annotation, molecular function: actin filament binding. Gene Ontology annotation, biological process: muscle contraction; actin filament organization. NCBI's taxonomy places the organism in Eukaryota, Metazoa, Chordata, Actinopteri, Osmeriformes, Osmeridae. The coding region runs from base 118 to 972 and encodes 284 amino acids. Gene Ontology annotation, cellular component: actin filament.
CACAGUCAGGAAGAGCUUGCACUCCAGCUUAGCAUUCAGUUCGGCACAGACGCUCUUAGCCUCUCCUCUAGGUUUCUUUUGGGACUUUUGGUGCAGCCAAACAAACAAUAAGCAGCCAUGGAUGCCAUCAAGAAGAAGAUGCAGAUGCUCAAGCUCGACAAGGAGAAUGCCUUGGACAGAGCUGAGCAGGCUGAGGGAGACAAGAAGGCAGCAGAGGACAAGAGCAAACAGUUAGAGGAUGACAUAAGAGAGUUGGAAAAGAAAUUGCGUAUUACCGAAGACGAAAGAGAUAAAGUGGCUGAAGAAUUCCAAACUGCCGAGGAAAAGCUGCUGAGUGCUGAAGAGGUGGCCACGAAGGCUGAGAGCGAUGUCGCUUCCCUUAACAGACGCAUCCAGCUGGUUGAGGAGGAGUUGGAUCGUGCACAGGAGCGUCUGGCUACUGCUCUGACCAAGCUGGAGGAGGCUGAGAAGGCUGCUGACGAGAGCGAGAGAGGCAUGAAGGUUAUUGAGAACAGGGCCAUGAAGGACGAGGAGAAGAUGGAGCUGCAGGAGAUCCAGCUGAAGGAGGCCAAGCACAUCGCUGAGGAGGCCGACCGCAAAUACGAGGAGGUUGCCCGUAAGCUGGUCAUCAUUGAGAGUGACCUGGAGCGUACAGAGGAACGUGCUGAGCUCUCAGAAGGCAAAUGCUCUGAGCUUGAGGAAGAGUUGAAAACUGUGACCAACAACCUGAAGUCACUGGAGGCCCAGGCUGAGAAGUACUCCCAGAAGGAGGACAAGUACGAGGAGGAGAUCAAGGUCCUGACAGACAAGCUGAAGGAGGCUGAGACCCGUGCUGAGUUCGCUGAGAGAUCUGUAGCCAAGCUUGAGAAGACCAUUGAUGAUUUGGAAGAGAAACUCUCACAUGCUAAAGAAGAGAACCUUGAUAUGCACCAGAUGUUGGACCAGACUCUCAUGGAACUGAAUAAUAUGUGAAAGUUUGGUUUCCUCUUCAGUUUUGGCUUUUUGUACUUGCACCUCGCUUGCCAUGAACCCCCUUCCAUUCCAUGCCAAUGGUGGAGACCAAACAUCCAGAUGCUUCUUUCUAUUGCACCAUACUGCUUUCAGUAAAACUCAACAUGGGAGCAAGACUGAAGGGAAGGUACAACAUUUCCUUAACAAAGCCCUAAAUGAGAAACACUUAUUUUGUUAUUUUGCUGAUGUAUACCUGCAAUGAUGUCAGCAUUUUGUAGUCAAGUAUAGUCAAAUAAAUGUGACAAGCGAUCAGGGGAAAUUGUGCCAUUUGUUAAAAAAUAAGUUGUUUUGACCUGUGUCUGGUGGAUUGAAGGUAAAUUUAUCUGAUGCAUACCCAUUCCAUCCUGAUUAAACGUACACCAUGCAUUUCCAACUAAGACAAAGUGGAAAAAUGUUGCACUUAUUUCAUUGUGAUUGUGAGAUGUCAGGUUUUUAAAACCAUCUAUUGACUGGUGCUUCUGUGUUGUCAAGUAGUUUCAAGAAAAGAGUAGGAAAUUCAUUUAUGAUUAAAAUAGAGUCCAAAACUCAUUUUGUUAACUUUUUCAUUUGUCUUGUUUGGUGCCAGUAUGAUACCCUGACUAGAAAGGGAUCUGUCUACAUGCCCAAGUAUAUUUAUUUUUCUUUUGAGCCUGAAAUUCAUUACAAAUUGUAUGCCAACAUUAUCUUGCUAAUGCAUUCCUAUUUUCUUUUUGGGGAAACCAUAGUUCGAAAUUUUUUCAUCUUGUCUUAAGUAUGAUUUCCGUCAUGUUUGGUUGUGCCUUGUUUUUAUUAUUUUUAUUAAAUGUAGAUGUAAGUGUAUAUCAUAUCUGAAAUAAAAUGUAUAUUAAAUAAGGAUUUUAAAUAAAAUCGCACAGUUUGAGAUUGUAUAA